CAGACUGACCACUCGGUGUUGUGCGUGAAGCCGGUAAAUAAAGUGUUUAAAUCCGGACGAGAAGGAAAGAGAUGUACUGGGACACUAUCAUCAAACCUGGAGACAGAAACACAGACAGCAAAGACUCAAAGAUAAAGAUGGAGAUUUGCCAGACUGGAUAUUACAAAGAGGACUUCAGGACGCAGGAAGUGCCAGCUGGCUUUGACUUUGCAUCUUAUGACUACCCUGGUGAAGACCUGUCUUUUCUGUUAGACAGUAAAGCACUCGUGCAGCAGCAGCAGCAGCAGCAGCAGCAAUAUGUGUCAGAGAGCAGCUACCCAGAGCCACCAAAAGCUUCUCACCCUUACGACACUAAAGUGAGCACAGGCGACACUUCCCUCUUCAACCUGGACUCGUACCAUGAGUUCAACUGGUGGGCCUCAUACUCGCAUGAUGCGCUCACGGUAGACCCGUCACAAACUGGAUACCAGGAUCCUCCACAGACUUACCAGAUCCUGGUGCCCCACAACGGACAGUUCAGCCCGGCCGUGGAGGGCAGCCACAGCCCCUUUCUCACCUCAAAAGGGUCAAAUACAUUACAAAGCGAGACGGAUCAGAGCUACUCGUGUCUCUCGGGUGAACCGUACGACUCCGACGGACAGAGGCCGCCCUCGUCUUUCUGGCCUGAGUACUCCUCCGCCAGUUUCAGCGCCCCACCUCCGGCCUCCUGCCCCUCCAACCUCGGCCCCCAGUCCUCGGAGCAGUACUGCCCCCGUGUGGUCAAACGCAAGAGCACACACCUACAGAGGCCGGACAGGGAGGGCCAGAUGACAGGAAUGUCAGCUUAUCCAGGUUCUGGUCCAAUCCAGUUGUGGCAGUUUUUACUGGAGCUUCUUCUGGACUCUGCCUGUCGCACUUUCAUCUGCUGGACGGGAGACGGCUGGGAGUUUAAGAUGUCCGACCCCUCAGAGGUGGCCAAACGCUGGGGCCAGUGCAAGAACAAACCCAAGAUGAACUACGAGAAGCUGAGCCGCGGCCUGCGUUACUACUACCACAAGAACAUCAUCCACAAGACGGCGGGCAAACGCUACGUCUACCGCUUCGUCUGCGACGUGCAGGGCAUGCUGGGAAAGACGGCGCAGGAGGUGCUGACCAGUCUGAACGUUUUGCCCGCAAACACAGAGUCGUGGCAGUCGUGCCCCGUGGUGCCAACCGAUGCAUCGGAGCACAGUGGCGAAACGUGGGCGUCUCAGUAGGAAACGGUUACCACGACUACCAGGAGUACAAGGCCUUCAGUCUACAAAGGGAACACUGCUGUGGUUCACCCUGACUGAACUACAGUAUCCUCAUGGGGUGAUGUCUAUGGUUGCUGCUUUUCAGGGAAUCAAAUAACCAAAAACUCAUGAAUUCAUAUUCAGUCUUUUCUUAAAUAAUGGAUCAUAUUAAAUAAAGGUUUCCCAAUACCUGACCCAAACACACAAAGCACCUCAGGGCUAAAGAACUGCAGCACAGAGGCAUUUAAAGCACGAUAAAUAAAUACUUAUCUUGCAACGUCAGUGGCGUUACUUUUUAUUUGAUGUGUUUCUAAGAAGGAAUCGAUUUGUAAAUAGUGUUUAUAUGACCGCCUUGUAGAGUUUUGUCCAUUUAUAUUAUUAUAAUUUUUUUUUUUUUAAUACAAAACUCACGUCUACCUCUGUUGCUUAUCAGAAUAACAUAAACUGAGAUUAUUUCCAGGCACGCACUGUGAACGUUUUUGCCUGCGUGAUGAUUGUUUUGUGUAAAUAAACUGUAC
Molecule: messenger RNA, 1771 nt
Organism: Anoplopoma fimbria (sablefish)
Lineage: Eukaryota; Metazoa; Chordata; Actinopteri; Perciformes; Anoplopomatidae
Gene: etsrp
Product: ETS1-related protein
Biological process (GO): regulation of transcription by RNA polymerase II; cell differentiation
Cellular component (GO): nucleus
Molecular function (GO): DNA-binding transcription factor activity, RNA polymerase II-specific; sequence-specific DNA binding
Source: RefSeq, a predicted model, not a curated record